Molecule: messenger RNA, 2011 nt
Organism: Telopea speciosissima
Lineage: Eukaryota; Viridiplantae; Streptophyta; Magnoliopsida; Proteales; Proteaceae
Product: delta-1-pyrroline-5-carboxylate dehydrogenase 12A1, mitochondrial-like
Exons: 17
Coding region: 62-1729 (555 amino acids)
Cellular component (GO): mitochondrion
Molecular function (GO): aldehyde dehydrogenase (NAD+) activity; L-glutamate gamma-semialdehyde dehydrogenase (NAD+) activity
Source: RefSeq, a predicted model, not a curated record
UGUUUAUGCUCUGGAGAAAGGAUUUUAGGGUUCAUAGCAGUCACUGUGAAGUGCUGACGCUAUGCAUAGGUUUACAGUUUGUAGGGAGAUGAGAGCCAGUGCUCCUAAAUUGGCUUUCAAUUGGUUUAUCUCUUCAUACCAUCUCUCCAGAUCUGUACAUUCGCUGACUUUUGCUACUCUAGAAGCUGAACGAAUCUCAGGAUCCCAACCUGCUGAAGUACAGAACUUGGUGCAGGGUAGGUGGACAAAAGCGUCCACUUGGAAUACAGUUGUGGAUCCAUUAAAUGGAGAACCAUUUAUUAAAGUUGCCGAAGUAGAUGAAGCAGGGAUAGAGCCUUUUGUGGAGAGCUUGUCCAAGUGUCCAAAAUCUGGUCUUCAUAAUCCUUUUAAAGCACCAGAGAGAUAUCUUAUGUAUGGUGACAUAUCUACGAGGGCUGCACAUAUACUUUCUCAACCUGAGGUUUCGGAUUUCUUCACAAAGCUAAUUCAAAGGGUCUCUCCAAAGAGUUAUCAACAGGCCCAAGCUGAGGUUUAUGUAAGCCGCAAAUUUUUGGAGAAUUUCUGCUGUGAUCAGGUCCGUUUCCUAGCAAGGUCUUUUGCUGUACCUGGGAAUCAUCUUGGACAACAAAGUCAUGGUUUCCGGUGGCCAUAUGGUCCUGUGGCAAUAAUCACUCCCUUCAAUUUUCCUCUAGAGAUCCCUAUACUGCAAAUGAUGGGUGCACUUUAUAUGGGCAAUAAGCCUGUUGUUAAAGUUGAUAGCAAGGUCAGCAUUGUAAUGGAGCAAAUGCUUCGGCUGCUUCAUGAUUGUGGCUUACCGAGGGAGGAUGUUGACUUCAUCAAUUCUGAUGGGAAGACAAUGAACAAGCUGUUAUUAGAGGCAGAACCAAGAAUGACUCUUUUUACUGGAAGCUCUCGAGUAGCAGAUAAGUUGGCUGUGGACCUUAAGGGACGAAUUAAAUUGGAAGAUGCAGGUUUUGACUGGAAGGUUCUAGGUCCUGAUGUGCAAGAGGUCGAUUAUGUUGCCUGGGUCUGUGAUCAGGAUGCAUAUGCAUGCAGUGGUCAAAAAUGCUCAGCGGAAUCAAUUCUGUUCAUGCAUGAGAACUGGGCUAAAAGUUCACUUCUUUCCAAGAUGAAAGAUCUCGCUGAGAGAAGAAAGCUUGAGGAUUUAACCAUUGGCCCUGUUCUUACUUUCACAACUGAAGCAAUGCUAGAGCACAUGAAUAAACUUCUUCAGAUACCAGGAUCAAAGCUACUCUUUGGUGGUGAAGCUUUAGAAAACCAUUCUAUUCCAAAUAUAUAUGGUGCUAUAAAACCAACUGCUGUUUAUAUUCCUAUUGAAGAAAUACUGAAGGACAAGAACUAUGAGCUCAUCACAACGGAAAUCUUUGGACCAUUCCAGGUUAUUACAGAGUAUAAACAGGAUCAGCUACCAAUGGUGUUGGCUGCUCUAGAGAGGAUGCAUGCACAUUUAACAGCUGCAGUGGUUUCAAAUGAUCCCUUGUUUCUACAGGAAGUAAUUGGGAAUUCUGUGAAUGGGACUACAUAUGCUGGACUUCGGGCACGAACCACAGGAGCUCCACAGAAUCAUUGGUUUGGACCAUGUGGAGACCCCCGUGGUGCGGGAAUUGGGACCCCAGAAGCAAUAAGGCUUGUCUGGUCUUGCCAUAGAGAAAUCAUAUAUGAUGUUGGUCCCCUGCCUCAACAUUGGGAGACCCCACCAUCCACCUAACAAGGAGUAAAGGCUGCAGGUCAACAGGCAGAAGCUGAGAUGGAGUCCCUAAGCCCUCAUGGUCUUUACUCAUUGUAGACAGAAAUGCUAAUGUGACCACUUCAUCUGGCCCCUUGAUCUGCCUUUGUAUAGCACAAGUUCAGUUCUAGGGUAACUCUCUGGGAUUUGUAAUUGUCACAGAUUAAUUGCUGGGUGGUCUAAGAAUGAAGGGCGAUCAUAGUUUCAAAAAUAAAUUACAAUAAAAGAAGGGUGGUCUCCCUGGGACUCUAGUAAAUUUUAGUA